Knipowitschia caucasica is the source of this 1731-nucleotide messenger RNA. Lineage: Eukaryota; Metazoa; Chordata; Actinopteri; Gobiiformes; Gobiidae. The record is from the annotation of a GenBank genome assembly.
AUGUCUCCCCGAGUGAGACACAUCUGUUUACUGCAUCUAACUCUGGGCGUCUGCUUUCUGAGCACCUUGCAAGCCACAAAGUCAGGGCAUGUGUCUGUCCGCCAAGCUCCCAACAGUGACGUAGUUCUUCCAGUGGACUGCACUGUGUCCGAGUGGAGCGAGUGGUCAAGAUGUGACGUCUGCCAGAAGAAGAGGUACCGAUUCGCUAAGCUCAGGCAGCCUUCACAGUUCGGAGGAGAGCCGUGCCAUUCUCAUGACAGAGAGGAGGAGGCCUGCCCUGACUCUGCCCGCUACACAUGCAGCAACAUCCCAGUGUGUGAGGGCUUCCUAUGCCCUCGCACAGGUCGAUGUAUUCCUCGCACAUUAAAAUGCAAUGGGGAAGACGACUGUGGGGAUAACUCUGAUGAGGUGGGCUGUAACGGGGACUUCCAUCCUUGCACAGAGUUUGCUGAGGAGUAUUGGGGCAUUGAAAACCUGGCCAAGGGGAUCAAUAUCCUGAACAGCAAACUGGAGGGAGUGGUGCUGGACAACAGGUACUACGCGGGCAGCUGCCUCCCACAAUACAUUCAAGAUAAUAGAUUCAGAAAGCCCUACAACCUACAGCAGUACACACUCAAGACAGGCGGUAAUUACGAUUUCACCCUUGAGCAUUUUGACACAUACUCCAUGUUUAUGGAGCACACCAUGCAGGAGUACACAUCCAAAACUUCUUUUUCCAUCGGCUUUGCAAUCCCUGGGGUGGCUGAGUUUGGAUUUAACUAUGACGACUCCACAUACUCCAAAUCAGUAAAGAAGUUGCGCAGAGCAAGUGCCAAAACCAACAGCUUUAUCAAGGCCAAAGCAGAAGUAGAGCUGGCCCAGUACAUUCUUAAGAGUGAUGAACUGAUGCUCCACCCUGAGUUCCUGCAGCGACUCCGCUCCCUGCCGCAGACUUAUGUCUACGGCGAAUACAGACAGAUUUACAGAGAUUACGGCACCCACUACGUCACUGAGGCUGCACUGGGAGGAAGUUAUGAACACACCAUCAUCAUAGACAAAGAGAAACUGGAGAAAACUGAUUACACUUUGGACGACUACAAAAACUGCGUACAGGUCGGCAUCAGAGUGGGGGCCAAUAUAGAAGGUGUCUAUGUGACUGGAGGUGUGGAAGGGGGAGGCUGUGAUGGACUUCUGACAGAGAUGGGUGAGGACACAGUCAAGGGGCGGAUGGUGGAGGAUUUUGUGGCUAUAGUGAAAGGUGGCAGCAGUGAAUCCGUAACUGCACUAGUGUCAAAAAAACUGCCUGAAACAAAUCUGAUGAACCUGUGGGGUCGAGGAGUAGAGUACAACCCAGACUUCGUUCGACGAACAACGAGACCGCUGUACGAGCUGGUGACGUCUCGGGACUUCACGCAGAGUGACGUCCUGAAGAUGUACCUGAAAAAAUCCUUGUCAGAGUACCUGGAAGAGGUCAGCCCGUGUCGCUGUGCUCCCUGCCGCAACAAUGGAGUCGCUGUGCUCAAAGGGACCAGAUGUGACUGUAUUUGUCCAAAUGGCUAUAGUGGAAGCGGCUGUGAGAUCACCCAGCGCCCAACAGUUUUAGCCAUUGACGGCAGUUGGAGCUGCUGGGGUGCGUGGUCGUCCUGUACCGGAGGCAGUAAGAGCCGGAGUCGAGAGUGUAACAAUCCAGCACCGAGUAACCAGGGCAUGGCCUGCAGGGGGCUGCCACAGGAGCCCGUGCAAUGCUUUUAA